Messenger RNA from Oryza brachyantha (malo sina), 661 nucleotides. RefSeq lists its product as uncharacterized. Bases 69 to 515 code for a protein of 148 amino acids. The record is from RefSeq and is a predicted model, not a curated record. Gene Ontology annotation, molecular function: nucleic acid binding; zinc ion binding. Lineage: Eukaryota; Viridiplantae; Streptophyta; Magnoliopsida; Poales; Poaceae. The transcript is spliced from 3 exons.
UCAAGGAGAAAAAGAGUUGCAGAAGGCUUAACAGGUUUAAGUUAGCAUAUGCAAGUUCCAUUGUACCCAUGUCAGACAAGAGCCAAUGGCCAAGAGUUGACAUAGGGUUCAAAAUGUUGCCACCAAAGCUUGGAAGAUCAGCAGGAAGACCUCAGAAAAAUCGUGUGCCAAAUAGUGCUGAAGGCAAAGGAAAAGGCAAGCAGAAAAGAUGCUCAAGAUGUAAAGGAUUUGGCCAUCAAGCUAGAACUUGCAAGGAACCUGAGUGGGUAGACCUAUCUGAUCCUGCUUCUGCUCCAGCACCCCCCAAAAGAAAGAAAAGGAAGACCAAACCUGCAGUGGUAGUUGUCUCCAAGCCCCAAACAAGGUCUAACUCCAAGUGUGCUGCCUCAUCUUCUUCCCAGCCACUGCCUACAUCCACUUCACAUCCUGCUGGAGUAAUUUCUACAUCUCAGCCACCUACAAGGACAACUCCUCCCAGGCUAGCAAAGACAAAGGCAAAGGCAACUGGUGUUUAGCCUAAAUGAACCAAAAUGGACAUGUAAUAUGUAUCUCUCCAGAUAAAUGUGUAAACUCCUUAACUUCUAUGUCCUGUGUCUGAAAUAUUCUUCUGUGAAACUCUAUGAACUGCUAUGUCCUUGUUUCUGAGAAAAAUCUUAUAUAU